Daldinia vernicosa is the source of this 2127-nucleotide messenger RNA. RefSeq lists its product as uncharacterized. The transcript has a single exon. The record is from RefSeq and is a predicted model, not a curated record. Bases 179 to 1843 code for a protein of 554 amino acids. NCBI's taxonomy places the organism in Eukaryota, Fungi, Ascomycota, Sordariomycetes, Xylariales, Hypoxylaceae. Gene Ontology annotation, molecular function: protein binding.
CCACAUUAAAUUGAAUUACCUACCGAUCUAACUCUACCUACACCUACCUAUCCUGCCUAUCUACCCACCUACCCACCUACCUACCUAUACUAAACUACUCUACCUCACAUAGAGUUAGUUCUAUUCUACACAUUCCCAUCUCAUCUUAGACUUCACUACCACUACAGCCGUCACCACGAUGGAGUCCUUUGCAAAACUCAAGCGUCGCGGCACAGACCUAAUCGGUUCUAUUCCCCAAAACUUACCCUCGAUGCCUCACUUACCUCAUCUACAACGCCCGGGAGGCGGAGGUGGAGAUAAAAGUAAAGGUGCCCACACGAUGAAGGGCACCUGGCAGCACAUCUCCAUCCCGCCUCUUCCGCGAUCGUCACAUUCAAUUGACGUAGUGGCCGGCAAUGCAUACAUCUUCGGCGGCGAGGCCGAGUCCUCCCGCAAGCCCGUCGACAAUGACAUGCACAUCAUAGUGCUUCCUUCGGGAAGUGCCUCUGCCGACUACUACAGCGUCAAAGCCAAACCCUCCCCCCAGCAACACGUCCCCGAACCCGCCCCCAUCACGGAGGAGGACGAGAUCGCCGCUGAGCUCAAGGACCCCCUAACCGAUGUCCCUCUGAGCUCUCCCACCCCACUUACAGCUGGGGAACCCUCAUCCGCUACAUCCGCUACAUCUGAUAGAGGCAAGACCAACAACUUAGGUGAUGUCCCCAGCGCCCGCGUCGGCCACGCCAGCGCCGUCAUCGGCUCCCGUAUCUUCCUAUUCGGUGGCCGCAGCGCGGAGUCCGCCUCGGAACCCCUCGACGAACACGGUCGGGUCUGGGUCUUCGAGACAAAGACCCAUACGUGGGCGUAUCUAGACCCCUACCACAACAGCCCCGUCCCACCCCCGCGGAGCUUCUUCGCCGCAGUAGCGACCGACAAGCCGCGAGACUUCGCCAUCAAGCCCCUCCGCCGGACCGAGAGCUGGAAGGAGUGGGCCGAGGGCGACUCGGCUGAUGUGGGGAUCCCGCAGCGCCCGAUUGCGGGUAAUGUUGCAGCGCACGCGGUAGACGAAGAGGACGCGGGUUUCGGCACGUUUAUCAUCCACGGCGGCUGCACGGCAGAUGGUGGCAGGACGGGAGACGUAUGGGCUUUCGACGUGCGCAGCCGCACGUGGAAAGAACUCCCAUCCGCACCGGGCCCCGCGCGGGGUGGCGCCGCUCUCGCCCUCGCUAAGAGCCGUCUCUACCGCUUCGGUGGAUAUGACGGCGAGAAGGAACUCGGCGGACAGCUGGAUGUUCUCGACCUAGCGCUCGACGAAUUCGACGACCGCGUCAGCAGAGGUGAAAUCGGCGUUUUCGCGCGCGGCGAGUGGCAGACUCUUGCCCCGCCCGUCACCAACGCACCCCCUCCAAGUGAUACCGAAACGGCCAAGCUAGUACCUACGGAAGAAUGGCCCGGGGACCGCAGCGUCAGCAGCUUGGAGCUGGUGCUCGGCGGCGGCGGACGCGAGUACCUCGUCCUCAUGCUAGGCGAGCGGUGUCCCAGCGCCCAAGGCCACGCAGGCGCCGGCCAGUUCUGGAACGACGUCUGGGCCUUCCAGGUGCCUCCCAUCGGCAUGACAACCGCCAGCGUCACGGAUGCCUUCCUGCAUGCCGUGGGGCGCAGAACGGGAGAAGGCAAAUGGACGAGGGUCGUCCCGGGUCCGUACGAUGAAGACGAGAGCUUGGACGUCCAGGGCCCUGGUCCAAGGGGGUGGCUAGCUAGUGCGCCGGUGGGCGACCUGGAAGAGAAUGGCGUGCUGAUAUUCGGCGGGCUGAGCGAGAAUAAUCAGAGACUCGGAGAUGGUUGGAUUUUUAGGUUGGGUUAAGUUAGGCAUAUGAGGUAUCUAUUUACGUUUAAAUGUUGGCAAGCAAACAAGCAAGCAAGCUUUUGAUUUAAGCUUCUGGGUUUCGAUAGUAGACCCAAUUUCCUUGGUAACGGUUACGACUGGUUGGGUUAAACGAUUAAAUGAAACCAAAAAGGCAGAUUUAUAUCAAAUAAGUAAAUAAAAUUUACCAGUUAACUGAAGCAAGGCCAGACAAAUGAUUGGGAUAUUUAUUACAGAAGAUGCGUGGGAAACGGCGCAAGGGACGGUCUUCUUUUUAUGAACCG